AUGUUCGCUCGCGUGUUCGUCCUUGCUCUCUCGCUCCAAGGCGCCGCCGGCUUCAGCUCGACACCUGCCUGCGAGCCCUGCGAGGUUGGCAUGGCAGACUGCCCGACGUGCUGCGGCGACAUUUACACCGAGACAAACAAGUACCAGGGCCAGAGCUGCUCUGAGAUGAUUCUUGACAACCCGUGCGACGGUAGCUACUCUGGCUGGUACGGCCAGUACUGCUGCACGACGUGCUCCUCGCCUGACCAAAUGGUCACGGGCUAA
Emiliania huxleyi CCMP1516 is the source of this 264-nucleotide messenger RNA. RefSeq lists its product as hypothetical. The coding region runs from base 1 to 264 and encodes 87 amino acids. The record is from RefSeq and is a predicted model, not a curated record. Lineage: Eukaryota; Haptophyta; Isochrysidales; Noelaerhabdaceae. The transcript has 2 exons.